UCCCGAUCGCGCAGACGUUUACUUAAAUGGCCGGCAUGUUUAUUUGAAAAAUAAUCUUAAAUCUACUUUCGUCAAGUAAACGUUCUCCGACAACAGAGAUGGUGAAACUAACAGCAGAAUUAAUUGAGCAGUCGGCCCAAUAUACAAACCCAGUUCGUGACAGAGAGUUAGAUUUGAGAGGUUAUAAGAUUCCAGUUAUUGAAAAUUUGGGAGCUACAUUGGAUCAGUUCGACACAGUUGACCUGUCAGACAAUGACAUCAGGAAGUUAGAUGGAUUUCCUUUGCUUCUGAGACUGAAAUCUGUAUUAUUGAAUAACAACCGAGUAGUAAGAAUUGGUGAUGACUUAAAUGAAUGUCUCCCCAACUUAGAAACACUGGUUCUCUCCAACAACAACAUGACAGAGUUGGGAGAUUUAGACCCACUCUCCAGUCUAAAGUCAUUACAACACCUCAGUUUACUUAGAAAUCCUGUGCAAUCAAAGAAACACUACAGAUUAUACAUCAUUCACAAGAUUCCUCAGUUACGUGUUUUAGACUUCCAGAGAAUCAGACAAAAGGAAAGAGAAGCAGCUGGCAAAAUGUUCAAAGGCAAGAAAGGACAGGCUCUUGCUUCAGAUAUUGGGAAGCGCAGUAAAACUUUUGUAGCCGGUGAGAAGAUUCCUGAGAAGAAAACAGGGCCGUCCAAGGAGGAUAUUGAUCUCAUCAAGAUGGCAAUAGCAAAAGCAAAAACGCUGAAUGAAGUGGAGAGACUAAACCAGAUGUUAAAGACAGGAAUUAUUCCAGGCAAAGAACUGAAAAAACUCCGAGGUGAACGAGUGGAGGAGGAAGAUGAAGAUAUGGAGGUGGUGAAUGGUACAUAGAGGUGAACAUGACUGCACAUCAAAUAUAUACAACAUAACAAACAUGGUGUUGGCAUGCAGAGAUGUGUUGCAUCUCCUCUGUACAACAUUCAUUGUUUUCAUUUGUGCUUCAUUGCACAUGGUUAUCUUAAAUUGAAACUUCUUUAUUUCACAUUUUUUAAUUCUCUUUCAGUUUCUUCUUCUUGAGAACACAAAAAAAUAUAUUUGAUGAAUUUUAAGAUUCCAUGUUGUGGUCUUGACAGCAUUGCAAUAGGUCUUGGCAUCCUUAAUGUUUGACUGAUAGGAAGAUCAUCACUAGAGGCAGUCAAUGCAGCUAAACCAACUCUGGCUGUAAUUAUGACAAAUGUUCAUGUGUACUAAUGGAAUAGAGCAAAAUUUUACUUACCCAUGAAAUGAAAUCAAAAACAUGUAUUUAGGGCAGAAAUGAUACACCCCCUUCACGAUACAUUACAUAUUGCAAUACUUAAGCCAUGAUUCAAUAUUUUCAAUACAAUACAUUUUAGAGAAGAAACCAAUAACAACUUUGAAGAAAAAUUUAAUUACAGUGAUUCACAGUCACAAUCUUAAAAGCAAAAUGUUUCCAAACCGCCAAACAAUAAGAUGCCUGUUGACUCUGUAGUUUAUGUCAGACUCGAGGCUAACAACAGUCUGACCAUUAUUGGAUGCCAUUUUGUCCCUCAUGCAUGUAAAAAAAAAAAAUGUACUGGUCAAGCCCCAUGUAUUUUAUCGAACCCGAUUUUAAAAAAACGUAUCAAACCGAAGAUCGAGGCAAUGAAUCAAACAUUGAAUUGAGCGUUUAUAUUGAACGGUAUUGAUAUUUCGGUGAAUUGUUUCAGUCCUACAUAUUUUCAUACAACCAAUGGAAAUUGAUGAAUUCAUUUUAUAUGUACGUUUGUGUUAGUUAAAGCAAUACAAGCUGUAACGGGCGGCAUAUUUUCAACUGUCCAAUUAUGCACCAAAUAACACCUAUCGGUAUAACUAAUAUACUCCCCAACAUCUGAAGAAAAAUUUGGCAAAAUAAACAAGGGAAUUUUGUUUGAGAGCAUACCUACAAUGAGCGUUUCGUAUAAACCGCCAUUGCGUUGUAUACACGGACAUGGGAACGAUGAUUGUCGAACAUAAUCGGAUUGCUGAGACCAAGAUCAUAUACAAAGACGGAAAGUGGCGUGAAUAACUACACAAUUCGUCUGUUUAAAAUAUCACAUCGUUUCAUGAAUGACAAGAAGUACUAUAAGUUUCAGAAAGUAAUAAUUACGCAAAUGUGCCACUCAAAUGAAAUUUUGAUAGUAAAUUUUCUAUAAACUUGGCAUGUUAAAUUGUUUACAAAUCUGACAUGUGCUCAGUGCCUCCCUUUCGCUUUUUCCCGAACUGAUGACAUCCGAGGUCGAUGCACAUGGGAGAUUACGAGAAGGAAUUACUGACAAGAUGACAAUGUUUCGCAAAGCGACAUUUUCUGCUGAUUUGAUGGGUUUAUUGCUUCAGAUUCACUCUGAUUUUAUUAAGUUAUAUAUAUUCAAUCACAAAUAUUUUAAAUAUUUGUUCUUUUAUUUUUCAGUUCAUUUAACGUCAGUUACAGCUUGUAUUGCUUUAAGUGUAUUUGAAUGUUGGUGUUGUUCAUUCCAACCUGAUUUUGUGUCAACAUAUUGAUUAUAGUCUCUUUCUGUCUAUUCUACUUCCAGGUAAAUAGAGAAAUUCACCGGGUCAACCCAUCAAUUCAUCAUUACUUAAAAUUUGUUUUUUAUUCACUUUGCCUUGAUUGGUCAGAUCAUGAACACUGAUAAGAACAGAACUACUACAAUUGUCAAUAGUCCAAUAAAGGCGAGGAAAGCUCUA
Molecule: messenger RNA, 2693 nt
Organism: Ostrea edulis (European flat oyster)
Lineage: Eukaryota; Metazoa; Mollusca; Bivalvia; Ostreida; Ostreidae
Product: U2 small nuclear ribonucleoprotein A'-like
Exons: 9
Coding region: 99-860 (253 amino acids)
Biological process (GO): mRNA splicing, via spliceosome
Cellular component (GO): U2 snRNP
Molecular function (GO): protein binding; U2 snRNA binding
Source: RefSeq, a predicted model, not a curated record